Messenger RNA from Tribolium madens (black flour beetle), 2180 nucleotides. It is a transcript of the gene Nt5b, whose product is annotated as cytosolic purine 5'-nucleotidase. Lineage: Eukaryota; Metazoa; Arthropoda; Insecta; Coleoptera; Tenebrionidae. Bases 369 to 2012 code for a protein of 547 amino acids. The record is from RefSeq and is a predicted model, not a curated record. Gene Ontology annotation, molecular function: 5'-nucleotidase activity. The transcript is spliced from 6 exons.
UGCCACGAAACUCCCUAAAUUGGUAACACGAUCACCUGUGAUGCCUCAUAAAACGCUAAUCUCGCUAAUUCGCAAUUUAAUUGUUGUUUAUAUUCUAACUCGCAUAACAUAAUAACAAUGUAAUUACGCAAAUUGAGCAAAGUUACGUGUGAACUAACUGUGUAAAACUCGUGUCAAGCGACACACCUAACCGAUCUAUUUCUGAUCAGUUUGACUAAAAUAUCUCACGUGUGAUUGAAUUCCGCCUCUUCGUAACUCAGUAAAAGUCAACAAAGGCCACCGUGAAGUUACAAUUAAUUUUUUGAGUGAAGACCUUUAAGACGAAACCUAACCUCAAUUUUGACAAGUCCCGUGAUUUCGUCCCCAGAAUGUCGUCAAGCAGCGAAACCGCUAUGGAAGUGUCCUCGAAGAAGUACUACAGACAUGCACGUCAAAGGAUUUUCGUCAAUCGAAGUUUGCACUUGGAAAACAUCAAAUUCUACGGUUUUGACAUGGACUACACCCUCGCCGAGUACAAGUCACCCGAAUACGAAAAACUCGGCUUUGACCUCGUUAAAGAACGUAUGGUGUCGAUCGGUUACCCACAGGAAAUUCUCGAAUUCGAAUAUGACCCGACUUUUGCCGUUCGUGGUUUAUGGUUUGACGCUCAAUAUGGCAACUUARUYAAAGUCGACGCUUAUGGAAAUAUUUUAGUGUGCGUGCACGGCUUCGAAUUUAUUAAACACUCACAAGUAUACGAGCUGUAUCCAAAUAAGUUUCUUCCAUUGGAUGAAUCAAGAGUAUACGUUUUAAACACGCUUUUUAAUCUACCGGAAACUUAUCUUCUAGCUUGUCUUGUCGAUUUUUUCACAAAUUCGCCACAAUACACCAAGACGCAAACCGGGGUCAAGUUUGGGGAUUUGUACAUGUCGUUCAAGUCGAUUUUCCAGGACGUCCGCAAUGCCGUCGAUUGGGUGCACCUCCAGGGUGAUUUGAAGCAAAAAACAAUCGAGAAUCUCGAAAAAUAUGUGAAAAAAGAUGAACGUCUUCCCAUGUUUCUCACUCGUUUGAGAGAGAGCGGCGCAAAGACCUUCCUUCUCACCAACAGCGAUUACAACUUUACCGACAACAUCAUGACCUACUUGUUCGACUUCCCGCACGGGUCGAAGCCCGAGGACCCUCACCGCAACUGGAAGACCUACUUCGACACCAUCGUCGUGGACGCCCGCAAGCCCCUUUUCUUCGGCGAGGGGACGAUUCUGCGGCAAGUGGACACCGCCACGGGGGCCCUCCGGGUGGGCAUCCACACGGGGCCUUUCCAGAAGGAGCACGUGUACUCAGGCGGGUCAUGUGACGUCUUCACGAAGCUCAUCGGGGCCAAGGGCAAAGACGUGCUAUAUGUCGGCGACCACAUUUUUGGGGAUAUUUUGAAAAGUAAGAAGAUUCGAGGUUGGCGAACCUUCCUCAUCGUCCCCGAAUUGGUGAGGGAGUUGCAUGUGUGGACCGACAAGUGUCAAUAUUUCGACGAGUUGCAAAUGUUAGAUGUGAAGUUAGGCGAGAUGUAUAAGAAUCUAGACAGUAGCACGAAGGAGAAACCGGACAUUUCGAAACUGAGGGCUGCCAUACGUGACGUCACGCAUAAAAUGGACAUGUCCUAUGGCAUGAUAGGGAGUCUCUUCAGGUCAGGGUCGCGACAAACAUUCUUCUCGUCACAGGUGGUGAGAUACGCCGAUUUGUAUGCUGCUACGCAUCUGAAUCUCCUCUACUACCCUUUUUCGUACAUGUUUCGGGCCCCCGCAAUGCUCCUGCCCCACGAGUCGACCGUGGCUCACGAGCAGCGCUUCGUUUUGGAGUCGCGAGACCGCGAAAACGAGGCACGGAAGCCCCCCAAAGUCCUCGAAAGGACUCACAGCCAAAUACCGCACGUGCGCCCCGAAACCCCCCUAAGUGUGACCCACAACCACGACGAGGACUUCUCCGAUGAGGACAGCGAUGACAAAAAUUCUGCCAAAAAUGACGAAAAAGUACAAUAAAAUGCACAUUUUUUUUAGCGAUUUGCUCAUUUUUUACGUUGUUUAUUAUGAGAUUUUAUAUCUGUAGUGUUAUAUAACCUGUUUUUUUAUUCUAGUAAGUUAUUUGUAUAGUUUUGUGUUUAUUUAUUGUGCUUUGGUCACAAAUACAAAUAAAAACAAUAAAAAAGC